Molecule: messenger RNA, 2461 nt
Organism: Hypanus sabinus (Atlantic stingray)
Lineage: Eukaryota; Metazoa; Chordata; Chondrichthyes; Myliobatiformes; Dasyatidae
Product: general transcription factor II-I repeat domain-containing protein 2-like
Exons: 2
Coding region: 1091-1774 (227 amino acids)
Source: RefSeq, a predicted model, not a curated record
AAGUGCAAGUAUGCUGCUUUAAGUACAUUAAUUAUAUUUACAGAAGAAUAAGUUCUUCAUCUGAUGAAUAAAUUAAAUACCAAAUAAUUUGUUUACCCCUUUUGAAAGACACUCUGACCAAAAUUAAUCCAUAUUCAAACUAAUGAUUUUAUCACAAGGAAAAAAUAACCUACUGGAGGAACUCAGUGGGUCAAAUGGCACCUGUGGAGGCAAAGACAUGGUCAACGUUUUGACCUAUCAUGAUGCAGGGGUUUGACUCAAGACAGAAGAUUCCUUUGCCUCUUCAGAUGCCACCUGAUCCACUGAGACCUUCCAGCUGUUUGGUUUUUGCUCCAGAUUCCACGGCUGUAGUCUCUUAUAUCUCCAAUUAAUUUGUCACUAUGGACUUCAUCUGGCUUUUAUUGGUUACAACUAUGAAGUCAAAGGUGAAACAAAACAUACAAAAGAGUGUUUUAUUAAAUCAGACAUAAUACCAAAGUCUAGUUGCAAGUUUCAUGUUCAAAAACUACUGUUCCAAACUGUCUUUACAAAGGGAAUUCUGAUGGCUGUAAAAAACACACUGGAUACAAAAGUGUGUCAAACAAAAUACUUAAAUAAUCUAUUACUUCAUGCAGAAGUAAACCCUGCAUAGCCGCUAGCCAAGCCUAAGAGUAACACAUGCAACUCUGGACAUUACACUUACCAUGAAAGGUUCUUGGCAAAUUGGAUUAAAGAGAAUUCUAAGAACAGCAAUUGUUGGAGUUGGACAGUGUAAGAGUGGGAAGCUAAGGCUUUGACUCAAGAGGCUUCAGCGUAAAGAGGUGGAGCAAGUGGUGAGGAAAUAAAAGCACAGCCCUUUAAGAAAAAGGCUUCAGUGAGAAGGCACAGAUAAGAACAGGUAGUGUUUUAUUGUGUCAUUUAUCCUUAAUCCUUUCUUCUCUCUAGGUAGGGUAGUAGGGGGCAGUGGAACACUCCUGCAAGAUGUGGAAAGUCAGGGAACCUCAGGGGAUCUCUGAAAAGUGCACAACAAACUGGGCAAAGGAACUGGUGCUGGAUCUACAAGUACUCGUGAUCAUCCAGGAAACUGAAGGCUUCAUGGACAAGACUUUUAAUGAGGUGUUCACACACAAGAAAUAGGCUUCAGGCACCGUGCGCUCAAACAUUUCCUCCGGAAUGCACAGAAGUAAUGGAUGUUGUCAUUCAGAUUGUCAAUAAAAUAAUGGCAAAAAGUUUAAAUCACCGUCAAUUCCGUUUGUUACUGGACGAGCUGGAAAGCGCAUAUUCUGAUCUCCUGCUGCACAACAAAGUCCGGUGGCUGUCCAGAGGGGAGGUGCUGAAACGCUUUGUCGCGUGUCUGGAAGAAGUGAGAACUCUCCUGGGCAGCAAAGGGCUCACCUUUCCCGAGCUGGAACAGCCAGAAUGGCUGGAAAAGCUACACUUCAUGGUAGACAUGACAGCGCACCUGAACACGCUGACCACAGCUCUUCACGGGAAAGGAGGUACAGCCCUACACAUGUUGGAGGAUGUUUUGGCAUUCGAGUGCAAGUUGACAGUGCUUGCCAGAGAUUUACAGAAAGGCACUUUGUCUCACUUCCCCAAUUUGAGAGAGUUCAAACAAGGUCACGACAUGAUAAAUUCGGAGUAUUUACAUUCUGCAAUCAUCGCAAUGCAAACAUCGUUUGGGAAACGCUUCUGUGAGUUCAGAGAGGAAAAAAAACACAUUAUCCUUCCCGGUCACUCCCCUAAGCAUCGAUCCAUCCCUACUGAAUAUGACUGCAUUGGCAGGUGUGAGUAAACCUGAUCUUGAGAUGGAACUGGCCGACAUAGCCGACAAAGACAAAGUUUAGACGCUUGACAGCAGACCUUGAAGAUGUUGCCCAUCAGAAGGCCAUUCUUGCUCAGAAUCCCAAAUGGAGUGAUAUUGAAAACCUCCCAAAACCGGACAAACUUGUGUUCGAAACAUGGAAUGCUAUCCCCGACAUUUCUGUAAACAUUAAAAAGUAUGCGCUUGGAGUCCUGUCAAUCUUUGGAUCCACAUAUGUAUGUGAGCAGGUGUUCUCCAACAUGAACUUUAUUAAAAACAAACAUCGUGCACGCCUCACAGAUGACAGCUUGCGAUCCUGUGUAAAGAUGAAGGUGACGUCAUACAGCCCUGAUGUGCAGAUGCUGUGCGCUGAGGUCCAGGAGCAGAAAUCCCAUUAACCAAGUAUGAUAAAUAUUUUAAUUGCCUAUUAUUUGACGUAUAUUCAUAUUUUUUCAUUGUUCAGUGAAAUAGUCCUUUUAUUUUUCAGGUUGACAGCUGGCUGACGUUAUUUUUGGUUUGCUGCUGGCGGAAAAUUUAAGUUCGGCGUUUUUCAUAAAUACAAGAAGGACUCAAAUAGACAUUGAGUAUUUUACUUAAAAGUAACCUUCAACCCAAUGUCUUUUUUUCGGAGUUCAAAAUGUUUUUGUUGCAUGCAGAAAUGUAAUUUCGUUUUCUCUG